AUCAAAUGCGCAGGCGUCAGGGUUGCUGCAGUCGCCGAAUAUUGCGCAUGCGCGCAUAACACAAAAAAGACCUGGAAGUUUCGCUGCCGGAAGGUUAAAAAUGACAAGGAAUUUGCCUACGGGAUUCUCGAACAGAACACGCCAGUUUUGCUGUCUCUGUCUAUAUAUUUAAGAAUUGGAGCAAGGGAUUUACUCGAUCUUCCUUCCUGUUCAGACUGUUUGGAGGGAUUCACUGGAUCAUCUUACCGACUGGCAUGCCCGUCAUUUUACACAGGGGGGAACGCAUUCAUCUUCUCAGACAGUGGGAAUGGAUUCAGUCGAUCAUUUAAACUGAAGGUACAUCAGCAAGUUCACACUGGGAUAAGGCCAUUCACCUGUUCUGUGUGUGAGAAGGGAUUCAGUUGGUCUUCCCACCUGUGGACACACCAGUCAGUUCACACUGGGCAGAGGCUGGUCAUCUGCUGAAUUUGUGGGGAAGGAUUCACUCGGUCAUCUGACCUAACGGCUCACCAGCGAGUUCACACCAAGGAGCGGACAUUUACCUGCUUAGACUAUGGGAAGGGAUUCAUUUCAUCAUCUCAACUGAAGGUACAUCAGAGAGUUCACACUGGGCAGAGGCUGAUCAUCCGCUGAAUUUGUGUGAAGGUAUUCACUUGGUCAUCAAAGCUGAAGGUGCAUCAGAGAGUUCACACUGCAGAGAGACCAUUCACCUGCUCAGACAGUGGGAGGCGAUUCUCUCAGUCAUCCACGCUAAUGGCUCAUCAGCGAGUUCACACCAGGGAGCGGCCGUUUACCUGCUCAGACUGUGGGAAGGGAUUCACAUGGUCAUCUCAGCUACUGAGACACCGGUCAUUUCACACCGGGGAGUGGCCAUUCACCUGCUCAGACUGUGGGAAGGGAUUCACUUUGUCAUCUCAUCUACUGAACCACCAGUCAGUUCACACCGGGGAGUGGCCAUUCACCUGCUCAGUCUGUGAGAAGGGAUUCAGUUGCUCAUCCCAACUGAAGGUACAUCAGAGAGCUCACACUGGGGAGAGGCCAUUCAUCUGCUCAGACUGUGGGAAGGGAUUCACUCAGUCAUGUAAACUGAAGGUACAUCAGAGAGGGCACACAGGAGAGAAGCCGUUCACCUGUUCAGUCUGUGGGAAGGGAUUCACUUGCUCAUCUAAGCUGAAGGUUCAUCAGCGAGUUCACACCGCAGAGCGGCCGUUCACCUGCUCCGACUGUGGGAAGGGAUUCACUUGCUCAUCUAAGCUGAAGGUACAUCAGCGAGUUCACACCGGGGAGCGGCCGUUCACCUGCUCCGACUGUGGGAAGGGAUUCACUCGGUCAUCCGACCUACUGGUCCACAAGUCAAUUCACACUGGGGAGAGGCCGUUCAUCUGCUCGGACUGUGGGAAGGGAUUCGCUUGUUCAUCUCAACUGAAGGUACAUCAGAGAGUUCACACUGGGGAGCGGCCAUUCACCUGUUCAGUCUGUGGGAAGGGGUUCACUCGGUCGUCUAAACUGAAGGUACAUCAGAGAGUUCACACUGGAGAGAGGCCGUUCACCUGUUCAAUCUGUGGGAAGGGAUUCACUUGCUCAUCUAAACUGAAGGGACAUCAGAGAGUUCACACUGGAGAGAGGCCGCUCACCUGCUCAGAGUGUGGGAAGGGAUUCACUCGUUCAUCAGACCUACUGGUCCACAAGUCAGUUCACACGGGGAAGAGGCCGUUCACCUGCUCAGACUGUGGGAAGGGAUUCACUUUCCCAUCUCAGCUACUGAGACACCAGUCAGUCCACACCGGAGAGAGGCCAUUCACCUGCUCAGUCUGUGGGAAUGGAUUCACUCGGUCUUUCCAACUGAAGAUACAUCAGCGAGUUCAUACUGGAGAGAAGCCGUUCACUUGUUCAGACUGCGGGAAGGGAUUCACUCGAUCAUCCACCUUAAUGGCACACCGGCAAGUUCACACUGGUCAGUGGCCGUUCAUUUGCUCGGACUGUGGGAAGGGAUUCACUUUAUCAUCUCAGCUACUGAGACACCGGUCAGUUCACACCGGGGAGCGGCCAUUCAUCUGCUCAUUCUGUGGGAAGGGAUUCAGUUGCUCAUCCCAACUGAAGAUACAUCAGCGAGUUCACACUGGGGAGAGGCCGUUCACCUGCUCAGACUGUGGGAAGGGAUUUACUCAGUCAUCUAAACUGAAGUUACAUCAGCGAGUUCACACAGGAGAGAGGCCGUUCACCUGCUCAGAGUGUGGGAAGGGAUUUACUCAAGCAUCUAAACUGAAGGCACAUCAGCAAGUUCACACUGGGGUGAGGCCAUUCUCCUGCUCAGACUGUGGGAAAGGAUUCAGUCAGUCAUCUCAACUGAAGGUUCAUCAGCGAGUUCACACCGGGGAGCGGCCAUUCACCUGCUCGGACUGUGGGAAGGGAUUCACUUGCUCAUCCCAAAUGAAGGUACAUCAACGGAUUCACUCUGGGGAGCGGCCAUUCACUUGCUCAGACUGUGGGAAGGGAUUCACUCGGUCAUCUAAACUGAAGGUACAUCAGCGAGUUCACACUGGGGAGAGGCCAUUCAAAUGCUCAGUGUGUGGGAAGGGAUUCACUCAGUCAUCUUUUCUGAAGGUACAUCAGCGAGUUCACACUGGAGAGAGGCCAUUCACCUGCUCAGUGUGUGGGAAGGGAUUCACCCAGUCAUCUCAACUACAGAGACACCAGCAAGUUCACACUGGGUAGAGGCCAUUCACCUGCUCAGACUUUGGGAAGAGUUUGUCUCAGCCACAUCAACCAAAUGUGCAUCCUUGAGUUCACAUUGGGGAGAGGCUGUACACCUGCUGUGAAUGUGGGUAGUGAUUCGCUCAGUUAUCUAUCCUUUUGACACACUACCAGUUUCACACUGGGGAGAGGCCGUUCACCUGCUGUGAAUGUGGGAAGUGAUUCAUUCAGUAAUCUAACCUCGUGACACACUACCGGGUUCACACUGGGGAGAAGCUGUUCACCUGCUGUGAAUGUGGGAAGUGAUUCACUCAGUCAUCUGACCUUAUUUAACUCUUGCUUUGGCUAGCAGCAUAAUAUAGGGCCCCAGCCCGGCCAAACUUAAGAAAUCUUGUUUGGGUGGACGCUGCAUGAUGUGUCCCGUUAUAAAUCAGUAUCCCGAAAUAACAAGCUGUACACAAUAUGCAAUUAAACGAUUGAGCUUUAUAAUUUUUACUUUGACUGUAAGGUUAAUGAAGUUAACAAAAAAAAAACAAAAAGGGCCCACUCUCUCCAUUCGCGUCUUCUCAUCUCUCCCGGCAAAGGGCUGUGAAAAUCUCUCUUCCAGACUCACAAGAAAGAACAUUUCUGUCAUUGGAUAGCCCCACUCCUCAGUUGUGAGUUUGUGCCCUCUGUUAUGGCUAUACCCACCAUGCGAAAAAUCCUCUCCUCACCACCCUAUCCAGACCUUUCCACAUUUGGUGGGUUUCAGUGAGAUUUAACACCCCCACCACCCGCAUUUAUUAAACACAAGUCAGUGCAGGAGUACAGGCCCAAGGCUGGCAAAUGCUCUUCAUAUCUUAACCCCUUCAUUCCCAGAAUCAUCUUCUUGAACGUCCUCUGGACUCUCUAACGACAACACACCUGUGUGGCCUAAGUAGUGUCUUAUAAAGUACCAGUAAUAUCUCCUUGCUUAUAGAUUCUACUUCACUUUAAAUAAAUGUCAGCAUUGCAUUUGCCGCCUUUACCACAGGCUCAACCUGUAAGUUCACCAUCUGGGAGUCUUGUCCGAGGACUCAUAUUUCCUUCUGUAUUUCUGUUGUUUGAACCUUCUCCUCAAUCAGAUCACUAUUGUUCCUAUUGUUCCUUUUGCCAAAUGCAUUAUCGUGCAUUUCCCAAUAUUCCAUCUGCCACUUUUUGCCCGUUCUUCAAAUUUGUCUGUAUCCUGCUGCAAUCGCAUUGCUUCCUCAGCACUACCAAUCCAUCCACCUAUCUUUGUAUCAUCCGCAAACCUUGCCACAAAGCCAUCAGUUCCAUUAUCCAAAUCACUGACAAAGAAUGUGAAAAGUAACGGACCAAUUACUGACCCCUGAAGACCACGAGUCACCGCUAGACAACCAGAAAAGGCCCCUUUUAUUCCCACUCGCUGCCUCUUGGCUGUCAGCCAUUCCUCUAUCCAUGCCAGUAUCUCUUCUGAUUUUUAUUCUGUUAAGCAGUCUCAUGUGGGACCCCUUAUUAGAUGCCUUCUGCAAAUCCAAUUAAAUUAUAUCCACAGCUUCUUAUUUGUCCACCCUGCUUAUUACUUCCUUGAAGAACUCUAACAGAUAUGUCAGGCAAGAUUUCCCCGUACAGAAGCUAUGGUGGCUUUGACUGAUUUUAUUAUUAGUCUCCUUGUACCCCAAAUCCUCAUCUGUUAUAAUAGACUCCAACACUUUCCCAGCCACUGAGGUUAGGCUAAUUGGAUUAUAAUUUGCUUUCUUUUGCCUUCCUCCCUUCUCAAAGAGUGGAGUGACAUUUGCAAUCUCCCUGUCCUCCGGGACCAUGUCAGAAUCAAGCGAUUCUUUACAGGUCAUGACCAAUGGAUCUGUUAUCUCUUCAGCAACCUCUCUCAGGACUCUGGGAUGUCGUCCAUCUGGUCCAGGUGACUUAUCCACUUUAAGAACCUGAGUUUGCCAUGCAUGUUUUCCUUUGUGAUAGCAAUGGCACUCAAUCCUGCCCCCUGACACUCGCGAAUCCCUGGCACACUGCUGGUGUCUUCCACAGUGAAGACUGAUGCAAAGUACUUAUCAAGUUCAUCUGCCAUCUCUUCCUAAUUUCUACCCCAUGAGCAUCAUUUUCCAUUGGUUCGAUAUCAACUCUCGCCUCCCUUUCGCAGUUUUUAUAACUGGUUUAUAUUAGUGACUAGUUUGCACUCUUGUUUUACCUUUCCCCUUCAUAUAGCUGUUUUUUUAGUUGUCUGUAGUUGGAUUUUAAAAGCUACCCAUUUAUCUAACUUCCUACUCACUUUUGUUACCAUAUGUGCACUUUCUUUGGCUUUUAUACAUUCCUUAACUUCCAUUGUGAGUCACAGUAGCCGAGCCCCGCUGUUUGAGAACUACUUCUGAGGGACAUAUCUAUCCUGUACAUUAUGAACUAUUCCCCAAAACGUCAGCCAUUUCUGCUUUGGCAUCAUCCCCACCAGUAUCCUUUUCCAAUCCAGCUGGGGAAUCACCUCUCUCAUGGCUCUGUAAUUCCCUUUAUUUCAUUGUGAUACUGCACAUGUGACCUAUGCUUUUCCCUUGCAAAUAGCAGCAGAAUUCAAUCAUAUUUUGAUCACUGCUCUUUUGAUGGUUCCUUUACAUUACCCUCCCUAAUAAGAUCCUGGUUGUUACACAACACCCUAUACAAGACAACAAUCCCCCGAGUAGGCUCAACCAUCAGCUGCUCUAAAAAGCCAUUUCAUAAGCAUUCAAUACAUUCCUUCUCUUGUGAUUGGACACAAAUCUGUCUUUCCCAAUUCUCCUGCAGAUUGAAGCCACCCACUACAAUUGUAUCAUUAAAUUUAUUAAAUAAAUGACAAACAUUCAGGGGCAGAAGUGGGGAUACAUGCUUUUACCAAGGAGAGAAGGUGUUUUGGAAGCUGAAAGGCCUGAAGGUAGAUAAGACUCCUGGACCAGAAGGUGGAGACCCCAGGGUUCAGAAAGAGGUAGUUGAAGAGAUCGUGAAGGCAUUAGAGUCAUAGAACACUACAACACAGGAAAAUGCCAUUCAGCCAAUCUAGUCCGUGCCAAAGCAUUAAUCUGCCAAGUUCCAACAACUUCCCCCUGGACCAUAGCCCUCCAUAUCCUUAUCAUCCAUGGACCUAAACAAACUUCUCUUAAAGGUUGAAAUCGUCCCUGCCACUUGGUCUGGCAGCUCAUUGUACUCUCUCCCUGCCUCUGAAUGAAGAAGUUCCCGCUUUGCUUUCUCUUAAAGUAAUGAGUAAUGAUCUAUCAUGAAUCACUAGAUUUUGGAACGGUUCUGGCGGACUAGAAAGUUGCAAAUGUCACUCCACUCUUUAAGAAGAGAGGGAGGCAGAAGAAAGAAAAUUAUAGGACAGUUAGUCUGACCUCAAUGGUUAUGAAGAUGUUAGAGUGCAUUAAGGGUGAGUUUCUUGGGUGCUGUAAAUGCAACACUUGAUGAAGUAUGCCAAGGUCAGCAGAAUUACUUUAGAGGAAAUUGUGUCUGACAAAUCUCUUGGAAUACUUUGAGGAAAUAACAGGCAAGAUAGAUAAAGCAGAGGCAGUGGAUGUUGUUUGCUUGGAUUUUUAAAUUAUCUUUAAUAAGGUACCCCAUGCAAAGCUUAUUGAGUAAGUAAGGAGGCAUGGGGACGCUGCUUUGUGGAUCCAGAUUUGGCUUGCCCAAAGAAGGCAAAGAGUGGCUGUAGAUCAGUCAUAUUCUGCAUGGGGGUCGGUGACCAGUGUUGUACCUCAGGGAUCUGACCUGGGACCCCUAUUCUUCGUGGUUUUUAUAAAUGACCUGGAUGGGGAAGUGGAGGGAUGGGUUAGUAAAUUUGCUGAUGAAAGGAUGGUGUUGUGAAUCAUAUGGAGGGCUGUCAUAGGUUACAGCGGGAUAUAGAUAGAAUGCAGAACUGGGCUGAGAAGUGGCAAAUGGAGUUCAACCCAGAUAAGUUUCAAGUGAUUCAUUUUGUUAGGUCAAGUUUGAUGGCAGAAUAUAGCAUUAAUGGUAAGACUCUUGGCGUUGUGGAGAAUCAAAGGGAUCUUGGGGUCCGAGUCCAGAGGACACUCAAAGCUGUGCCGCAGGUUGACUCUGUGGUUAAGAAGGCAUACAGUGCAUUGGCCUUCUGUGGGAUUGUGCUUCAGAGCUGAGAGGUAAUUUUGCAGCUACAUGGGACCCUGGUCAGACCCAACUUGCUAAAUUCUGGUCGCCUCACUACAGGAAGGACGUGGAAACCAUAGAGAUGGUGCAGACACAAGGUUGUUGCCCAGCUUGGGGAGCAUGCCAUAUAAGAAUAGGUUGAGUGAACACGGCCUUUUCUCCUUGGAGUGACGGAGCAUAAGAGGUGAUCUGAUAGAGGUGUAAAAGAUGAUGAGAAGCAUUGAUUGCAUGGAUAGUCAGAGGCUUUUUCCCAGGGCUAAAAUGGCUAACACGAGAGAGCACAGUGUUAAGGUGCUUGGAAGUAGGUACAGAGGAGAGAUCAGCUAAGUUUUUUACGCAGACAGUAGUGAGUGCAUGGUUGAGGUGGUAAUGAUAAGGUCUUUUAAGAGUCUCCUGGAUAGGUACAUGGAGCUUGGAAAAUAGAGGACUAUGGGUAAGCCUAGGUAGUUCUGGGGUAAGGACAUGUUUGGCACAGCUAUGUGGGCCAAAGGGCCUGUAUUUAGUUGCAGGUUUUCUGUGUUUCUUAGGUGCUGCAUGUGAGGCUGCUUCACAAGAUCACAGCUCAUGGAAUUACAGGAAAGAUACUUGUAUGGAUCGAAGAGUGGCUGACUGACAAGGGAGAAAGAGUCAGAACAAUGUGGGCAAUUCUGUUUUGCUGUCGGUAACUAAUGGUGUUCUGUAGGGGUCAGUAUUGAGACCGCAUCUUUUCAUGUUAAAUCCGAAUGAUACGGCUGAUGAAAUUGAUACCUUGGUGGCGAACUUUGCAGUUGAUACAAAGAUAGGUACGGGACAGGUAGUUUAGAGCAAAGCGAGAGUCUGCAGAAGGACUUUGAUAGGUUUGGAGAUCAGGCAUCAAAGUAGCGGAUGAAAUACAGUGUAUGCAAGUGUCCGCUCCUGUACAAUUUGACAGAAUGAAUAAGGGCGUAGAAAAAAAAUAAAUGGGAGAAAAUUCAAAAAUCAGAGCUGCAUAUGUACUUCGGCAUCCUUGAGCAGGAGUCCUUAAAGGUUUGCUUGCAGAUUGAGUUGAUUAAGGAUGGCAACUGCAAGUUAGCAUAUAAGAGCAAGGAUGUGAUACUGUAGUUUUAUAAUGCAUUGGUUAUAUCACUGUUGGUGUGUUGUGAGCAGUUUCCGACCUUCUAUCUGAGAAAACGAUGUGCUCGUAUUGGAGCAGAUCCGGAGAAGCUUCACGAGAAUGAUUCCAGGAAUGAAAGGGUUAACGUAUCAGGAGCGUUAGACGGCUUUGACCCUGUAAAGAGAGGGGAUCUCAUUGAAACCUGUUAAAUACUGAAAGGCCUCGACAGAGUGGCUAUGAAGAAGAUGUGCCCUACACUGUGUGAGUCUGGGACCAGAGGCCAUGGCCUCAAUAUAUAGGGCAGAGAUGAGGAGGAAUUUCUGUAGUCAAGGAGAGGUAAAUCUUUGGAAUUCAUUACCGAGGAUGCUAAAGAGGCCAAGUUGUGUGUACUUUAAAUGGAUAUACAAAGACUAUGGGGAGAAGGCAGAAGAAUGAGGUUGAGAGAGAUUAUCAAUUGGACAUGAAUGAAUGACAGAGCAGACUCGAUUGUAUGAGCAACCUCUGUUUCAUAUUUCGUGGCCUGAAGAAGAGGCUAGUGAGGUUGCAUUAGUGAGCUGCCUCAGUCGUUAGUUAUUAGUUAUUUUCAUUUAGCACCCUCUGCUGGAGAUUUUGUAUUGCAGUCAUUUAGGUCAUGUGAUCUGUCUCUAGUUGAUGACAUCAUCAGUAGGUAUUUUAGCAGUUCUCAAUGUUGAGCUGUGGCAAACUUACGCCUUUUCAUCUGAUGUUAUCCUGACAUCCAGGCCUAUGAAAGCAUUGUCGGUAUGUCAAAGUAACCUUUGGCUUUAUCAAUUAUUGUGUAUAUGCAUAUUUUUACAAGUUAGAGAUAUUUGAAUGGUAUGUGUGCAGAUAAAAAUACAGAUGGAGUAUUAAUGUGGGCCACAUGUUCCUGCAGAACCAUUUAAUUUUAAAUAGUAUUAUUUUUGUAGGCCUCUUUGGUAAUGGCAUCAUUUUCUUUGGAGUAUCAUUGCCAUUGUUUUAAAUUUUGUUUUUAGGAAUGCUUUUAAAGUUUAUGGAAUGCUGGGUAAGCAAGGACCCAUAUAAGCAAUAGGCAUCAUUGUGAUUUAAUCAUUUAAGGUUGAAAGGGAUGAUAUUUGUAAAGGUUAAAUUCCUCUGUGUAAAUAUUAAAUGUUGUAGCUGUUUUUAACAAGUAUUAAAGUAAAACUUUUUUGAGCACUUUCAGUAACUGUAGGUAACUGUUUGCUAUGGGGGUAAAUUGUGAGCAUGCUUAUAGCACAGAAUGCAUUGGUGCCUCAAGAAAUAGAGGUUCAUGCUGGGAUAUUUGCACAUGAACGUUGUUAAUUAGCUGCUAAUUGGAGCUCAGAACAAAGUAAAUGUAAUUAUUCACAAAAUGUAGAAAGUUCCAGAGCAUUUGGCAACUAAUGUUUAAGAUAUAGCUACAUAUAAAGCAGUUUUCUCAAUAUCUGUGGGCAGCCAUGGCUUACAUUCUCUUGAUUCCAGAAUGCUAUGGCAAUUGUUAGUCUGUUUUGACUGCUUUAGUAACAACAUACACACGUAUUGCAUUGAGAAUGAAAUCACUCGUUAAAUUACUUUAUUGACCAUUAAGUUGAAUCCUGAUAAUACUUAAACCUGGCUAGCUUGUAGUGAGAAAAUGUGCAGAAGAUACAUUGUAUAGGGAAACAUCAUGGUUACCAGUAGCCUAUCUUUAUGCUACAUUUAGAACUUAUCUGUAUACCGUAUCUUGUGUAUUAUCUUGUAUCAUUUGUGGUAUACUUAAUACUUGUACUUACCGUAAUGGAAUUUGGACGCUUUUUGACUCUGUUUUCCUGUCAGUUUUACCCUACCACUAGUUGCUACAUUAAAAAAAGGUCAACAAAAAAAGAAAACCUUCGUCAGCGUAUUAAUUGGGAAUGGAGAUUAUCUGCCUGUCAAUUCACCCAAGGUGUUUGAAGAGGACAGGAAAAAAAGGGUUAGGUUAUUGUUAGGGUAUCCAUGCCUGGAUUAUUGUAUUCAGUUUUGGUUGUUCUGUUGUAGGAGACAGGAUGUCAAGCUGGAAUGAGUGCAGAGGAGAUUUACAAGAAUGGUGCUGGUACUUCAGGGACGGAGUUGGACCUUUUGAUAGCUAUAGAUGCAUAACACUGUU
Messenger RNA from Hypanus sabinus (Atlantic stingray), 9983 nucleotides. RefSeq names its product gastrula zinc finger protein XlCGF26.1-like. Lineage: Eukaryota; Metazoa; Chordata; Chondrichthyes; Myliobatiformes; Dasyatidae. Gene Ontology annotation, biological process: regulation of transcription by RNA polymerase II. The transcript has 2 exons. Bases 754 to 2715 code for a protein of 653 amino acids. The record is from RefSeq and is a predicted model, not a curated record. Gene Ontology annotation, molecular function: DNA-binding transcription factor activity; RNA polymerase II cis-regulatory region sequence-specific DNA binding.